AUGGAUUGUAAACGUGGAAGUAAAAGUCGAGAUUUUUAUACAUUAAUGUUAUUAUUACCAUCAUUAAGAAAACUAAAUGCAGUAAUACAAGAUUAUAUUAUAAAUGAAAUACCAAAAAAUAUUGAAUUUCCAUCAUUUUUUUCAAGAGUUUAUCUCAAUGAACAAAACAUUCAUUAUCAACAAAAUUAUGAUGAAAUAAUUGAAAAUCGAUAG
Adineta steineri is the source of this 213-nucleotide messenger RNA. NCBI's taxonomy places the organism in Eukaryota, Metazoa, Rotifera, Eurotatoria, Adinetida, Adinetidae. The record is from the annotation of a GenBank genome assembly.